Molecule: messenger RNA, 1728 nt
Organism: Hordeum vulgare subsp. vulgare (domesticated barley)
Lineage: Eukaryota; Viridiplantae; Streptophyta; Magnoliopsida; Poales; Poaceae
Exons: 6
Coding region: 16-1344 (442 amino acids)
Biological process (GO): regulation of DNA-templated transcription
Cellular component (GO): nucleus
Molecular function (GO): DNA-binding transcription factor activity; transcription cis-regulatory region binding
Source: RefSeq, a predicted model, not a curated record
AGCAAGCUGCCAACCAUGGCGAGCCGAGUCCACGCCGAGCCUGCGCCCGACCCUAGGGAGGCGCGGAGGCAGAGCAGGGUGGGGUUCGCUUGCUUGUUGCCGUGGGCAAAACAUUUUGGUCACAGCCUCCGCCUAUUUAAAGGGCGCGCGCACGGCAGGCUCGGACACCCGCCCGGAAGUUUCCCUCCCCACCCCCCUCGGAUGCUCGUCCGCUCCCUUCUCCCUCACCACUCCGCCACUCCCGAACCUCCGCAGCGCGGCCGGGCGCCCGCCAUGGACGAGCCAUUCAUUGUUACUGGAAAGAUAAUUGCUAUGAUGAUAAGAAACGGGGAAUUGGUUGCAGAAGCAGGGAUGGAGUGCCCAAAAUGCGAACAUCGCAUUGAUAAUAGUGAUGUUUCAUCACAGUGGCCAGGACUCCCUAUUGGAGUUAAGUUUGAUCCAACUGAUCUUGAACUGCUUGGACAUUUAGAAGGCAAGAUUAGCAGGGCAGUGCCACAUGUACUAAUAGAUGAUUUUAUUCCAACCAUAGGGAAGGAGGAAGGAAUCUGCUAUACACAUCCGGAAAAUCUCCCUGGUGUCAAAUUAGACGGGAUUGCCAGUCAUUUCUUCCACAAAAUAGGAAAUGCCUAUGAUGUUGGCACGCGCAAGCGCCGCAAGAUUAGCAACAAUUACCACACUGUUUGUGAUGAGCGUCUCAGAUGGCACAAGACUGGAAAAUCCAGAUCUAUCUUAGAUAAUAACGGUGUCAUAAAAGGGUGGAAGAAAAUAAUGGUUCUUUACAUGGGUUCUAAGAAAGGAGGUGGCAAGACAAAAAAAACUAAUUGGAGGAUGCAUCAGUAUCACCUUGGGGUAGAUGAAGAUGAAAAGGACGGGGAGCUUGUUGUUUCCAAAGUCUUCUAUCAGUCGGAGUCAGAGAAAGCCGGGCAGCCUCUAAUUUGGUGUGGUAAUGAAGAAUACGAUUCAUUUGCUGGGGAAAAUGAUCCUCCAACCCCAAUGACAUACCCUCCGGAGCCUUGUCGCCCAAAUGACAGUCCAUUCGAAACCGAGCAGAAUCAGGAGGAGGAUGAAGAAUUCCGCCAAUCUGCUGUCCGGGGAGCCAAGGAAUGGCUCGCUGGAACCACGUCGCAUGCCGUUAAUGACAUGGCGCUGCCUGGCCUGGAUGAACACCCGUCACGCGGCGGAACCCCGGACUACCCUGAGAACAGUGAGAAGCAGCAUCUGCCUCUUGACGCGGAAGAGCUCCAAGGUUUCCCCGACCUCGGAACGUCUCCGCACUUCUCCUCUCUGGCUGGCAUGAAGUUUGACUCGCUGGAUGGCUUCCACAGCUGGCUAAAGGACAUGUAGCAUAGCGCAUAGACGAGGGGUUCUGAAGUAGCGGCGCAACGCGAAGGGGCUGGUGUUUUCUCGUGAUGUACUCUCUCGGUAAAAGAAUAUAAAAGUAUUUAGAUCACUAAAGUAGUGAUCUAAAUGAUCUUAUAUUUACUUACGGAGGGAGCAAGUUGUAGUGAAUCUGUGUAUGAGUGAUGGAUCUCCGAGAAAAUUUUGUAUAUGAUCCUGCAGCUUGCAUACGAACGUAGCUCGGCUAUGUUUACUGUUGUAAUAUGAAGAAUCCAACAAAUGAGAGGUUGGAAAGAGUAAUUGCCACUAUGUAAUGCAAACAGAAAUUUCCUCUUGUAACGGUGCGAGGUUUACAAAGGGGACUAUCCGAUCACACCCCCUUUUCGUUGA